AUGGGGCCUCGGCCGGCCGUUGCAAGCCAAAUUAGAGAUUCGCAACACAUUGGGAGUAAUCAUCAGGCGUUGUGCAGCUGUUUGGCUGCUGCCGCUGCUCACUCGACGGUUCUGGUCACAGGGGAUCAGCAAGUUCAAACGUUUUCGGCGAUUCCAGCCUCGUGGAAUGUGUUUCUGCCGAACUUCGGGCUUCCGAAGCUGUCCAGCAGAGCUCCUUUAGACAGGGAGGCGGACAAUGUCCAGCCAGCCUUCUACGGGCGUGUUGUAAUGGAGCCUGGUGCCACGAACGAGACGAGGAGUUUGGGCUGUGCCGAGUUGGCUGCCACACCACAGGUAGAAAGCCUUGCUCUCCUGGUUGAACGGGGCCUUUGCACCUUUCGCGAGAAGGCUACCAAUGCUUUCAAUGCGGGCUACAAAGCCCUCGUUGUUUCAAACACCAUCAGUGGCUUGGCAAAGGUUCCAGACAUGACAGCUGGCAGUGCGACGGAAGACCGCGAUGUUGAAAUACCUGCCUGGUCACUGGAUCUUGCCGCUGGACAGGUGCUCAGAGACUGGAUCUUCACAGAUGCCAGACUUGUGAUGCAGGUUAAAGAUCUGCCCCGGCGCCCACGCUUAGGUCCCUUCCAAGAAGAUACCUUCGGUUUACGGCAGGUGUUCUUGAAGUGA
Messenger RNA from Symbiodinium pilosum, 666 nucleotides. The record is from the annotation of a GenBank genome assembly. Lineage: Eukaryota; Dinophyceae; Suessiales; Symbiodiniaceae.